Durusdinium trenchii is the source of this 6419-nucleotide messenger RNA. NCBI's taxonomy places the organism in Eukaryota, Dinophyceae, Suessiales, Symbiodiniaceae. The record is from the annotation of a GenBank genome assembly.
CACACCCUGGCACACGCGUGCUGGCACACAUGCCAAUGCAUUUUUCAUGGUGACGCUUCAACACGGUAUGGCAUGCAUUUUGGCGGGGAUGAAAAAUGCGUCGGCGCUCGUGUGGUAGCACGUGGAAGGGUAGCUGUGAAGGUUGGGUCGAUGUUGUGUGCAUCCACAAAACCUGCGGAUGCAUUUUUUUGGGUCUGUAGAAUGCAUCAGCCAAAGCUGCUUUUGCCACGUGCAUUUUUGGUGGUUUGGAAACGCCUUAGAAUUCGUGUUUGGGAACGCAUCCGAAUGGUUGUCGUUGUGCAUAGGGAUUAGGGUCCUUGAAGGCCGCGUUGCAAAACUGUAUGCUGGCACGCAGCGUUGCGCGUGCUGCUUGCUGAAGCUGCUAAGGCCCUGAGAACUGUCAUGUGAGGAGCUGGAAGAGCUUGGAACUUCUGGCAGAUGGUUGAUUGUUCCUGCGUCAGGUACCUUUUUGCAACUCGACCAAGCUUGCUUGAAAACAUGUGGGACACUUUCCAACUUCAAAUUCAGCAAUCUGCCCAGCCAGUACAGUUCCUGGUUUUCAACGCUUCUCUGGGAGGUGCGAUUCCUCAGGGAGCUGCGGUGACGUGACCACCGCAUCGCAGAAAGACAAAUCGCCUACCGAAGUUCCAUGCCGUACGAUCGGGGGGCGGGUGGAGCCAAGACAAGGAGUGGCAAUGAGGCUAAAGAGGCCCUGAGACAUGUCAUGUAUGGAUGUCCAUCGACUCUGAUAGUUUCUUUGGCCAAAAAUCCAUGCUGAGCUGGACAAUGACAAGACCUGGCAGUUGGUUCCUCACACCCUCAAUCCUCCUCCUAGCGGAGGAAUGAAGUAGCUGAAUGUCUUGUAUACUUCACAUGAUGCUUCAAAGCAGUGAGUUGACGCUUGUCUGGUAUCUAGAAGAGCUUGCAAUGAAUUUUAGCAGAAGCUGGUUUGUUUCGGAAGUAGGGAAACAUUGCACCCAAAGCACGCAAUGCGUUUUCUCUUUGAGGACCAGACCUGUUUGAAGGAGCUUUGCUGCUCUUGUGAGCCAAAGGAGUAAAGAAAGAGAAAGAGGUCACGAUGGUCACUAGGAGCAAGCUGAACCCAAUCUCCUGACUUUGGUCAUUUGCGUAAGAGGCCAGUCAUUGGACAGUCAUUGUGCAAGCCCAAAAGUGGGCAGUCUAAACUACCGGCCUCUUUGUUGAUUUAAAAACGGCCCACCGGAUGUGACUCUGUAAUGCCUGCGUACUGUGGAUCUGUGGUCGCGAAGGGUAUCAGGCAGCAUGAGCGUAGACUGAGUAGACUGAGCAAUUACUAGCUACUCGGCUUCUCAGCAGAUUUAGAUGCAACCUGCAGACAUUGACUAGCAUUGACUGACACAGCGUUGAGGCUUCUUCCCUGCCAUCAGGCCCUCACAAAAAUACAUUUUGCCAUCGACUUUUGGUUCACAUCUGGAGGACCAUUCUGGAAGGAUACAACCUGCACCAAAAACCACUAGGAAGGAAUCCCCUCUCCCCUACAAUUCCCCCAAAAGGAGUCCCGUUUUCGAGUUUGGUAGUCCGGUCCAAAGAAGUGUGACACUCGCCGGGCCCUCUCGCUGCUCGCCACCGCCUUCUCACUAGUGCUUUGUCUUCGAUCUUCAGAGCGCAGGUUGGCUGGGACAAGGCAGACAAGAACAGCAAAGUGCAUUGACGACCAGCCCACUUAGCAAGAUCCAGCGCACUUAGCCCACUCCGCUUUUCUUUCAAUGUCACCAACACCUCAUUUCCUCCACAAUCCUGUACCCUACUAAGUUGCUUGGCAGAGGUCCAGACCGGCACAUUUUUGACAAUGGUGACCAUGGGGUCAGUGAAGAAGGUGAACACAUCCUGGCAGAGUUUUGUGUUCUUCUUCCAGGUGUUUGCCAGGGAGCUGCAGUGACAUGACCACCACAUUGCAGAUUUAAAUCGCCUACCGAAUUCUCAUGCCAUACGAUCGGGGGGCGGGUGGAGCCAAAACAAGGAGUGGCACUGAGGCUAAAGAGGCCCUGAGACAUGUCAUGUAAGGAUGUCCAUCAACUCAUUGGCCAAAAAUCCAUGCUGAGCUGGAUCAGACCUGGCAGUUGGUUCCUCACACCCUGAGUCAUCCUCCUGCUUGUAUACUUCACAUGAUGCUUCAAAGCAGUGAGUUGAAGCUUGUCUGGUAUAUAGAAGAGCUUGUGCAGUGAAAUCAGCAGAAGCUGAUUUGUUUCCGAAGUCUUUGAGGACCAGACCUGUUCCGGCCUCUUUGUUGAUUUGAAAACGGCCCACCGGAUGUGACUCUGUAAUGCCUGCGUACUGUGGUACUGUGGUCGCGAAGGGUAUCAAACACCAUUAGUGUAGACUGAGCAAUUACUAGCUUCGAGGCUUCUCAGCAGAUUUAGAUGCAACCUGCAGACAUUGACUAGCAUUGAUUGACACAGCGUUGAGGCUUCUUUGCCCCGCCAUCAACCCCUCUUCGAAGCAUACAAUUGCACAAAAACCACUAGGAAGGAAUCCCCUCUCCCUACAAUCCCGGAGUCUUCAGUUUUCGAGUUUGCUAGUCCGGUCCAAAGAAGUGUGACGCUCGCCGGGCCCUCCUGCUGCUCGCCAGCGCCUUCUCACUAGUGCUUUGUCUUCGAUCUUCAGAGCGCAGGUUGGUUGGGACAAGGCAGACAAGAACAGCAAAACGGGCCUGCCAGUUGGGGCCCAUUUUGCCACCCAGGUGCCAUUUGGGGCCCAGGUGUAAACCUUUGUGCCACGAGGUAGCAAAGGCAUCAGGUUUUGUAUUUUUUGCGAGGUGAAAGGCUUCAGUGAAAGGUGAUGCAUAGUAGCCUCGCAAGAUGAUAGGCAUCCAGUUGGUUGGACCUGAUCUCAAAGGCCAACUAGAUACUGAGCUGGUUUUUGGGAGACAGCUGGCUGUCUCAGUGACUGGAGGUACUCGUGUGUGACGAUAGAUGGAUCUUUGCGCCACUUGAAAUGCAACAGUUUUGUACAGAUCCGUGGAUGAGAGAAGUUCCCCAAAGCGUCAAACAAUGCCCCAAGAUUGGAGCGAGUACGGCCACUCUAAAGCGUCCAUGGGUCUUAGGAAUCACGCUACUCAGAUCCUCGCGAUGACCCGCAGAUGCCUGCAGAAUUGCAGAAGUUUGUCGGUGUAAAGAGAUGUAACUGCGCAAUGCUACAUCUGGCGUAAAAAGGGUCUCACAGGCAGAAUAACCCAACUUGUCAACUCCAGCUGAAGCAAAACCUGUAUGUGGGGAAGCUUGGUGAGGCCCCCGCGGAAGUAGAUAACCAAACUAAUGAUUUUAGCUUUUUUCAAUGCUUUGCAGGAUCAACCAAUUCAAUAGAAUCAACCAUUCUAAUAGAUUCUAGAUUGACUCUGGUAGAAUCUGGAAGUAUUCAAAAACGACCGAGUUCCCAUUGCAAAUCCGCCAUUUUCCAGAUUGGCCGCGAAUUCCGUGAGGAGUGCUGGCAGUUCGGUGUCUCCAGUGUGAAGGACGUCCACUGAGAUUGACUCCAGGUGCCGAAGCCGCCUGCCACACGUUCCACGUCGGUGCCGGAAUGCACGGUCGGUUCUACACGGAGCAGUGCUGGGAGAUUUGCAUGCCUUUGGACAAGUGCAGACUUGGUGCGAGACUUGCUGCAAGCGAUCUUUCAUUUAGCUCCUCAGACGAUGGCUUCGCCAAGCUCUUGUCAAUCCUAGCCUUCUUUGCUUCAGUUGAGACUCGUGUAACUGUACGACUCAUCCCCAACAUCCCCGACCCAGACCGAUCUCCUUCGUCGUCCGCUCCGUGGCUUUCUGGUGAUGGAAUUUCUGGUUGCGAGAUCGCGGCACUCUGUGGGAAUGGCCCCCCUGGUGGCAGCAAGCGAUGUGGACAAAUAACUCCCAGAGGUGUGGACAUUUGGUCGAUAGACCAUGAGUCCAUGAGGUCAUAGACACUUGCACGACGUUGGAGUUGUGUGUGGACAGGGAGGUUUGAACCUUUUCUGUUUGGGAGGCUCCUAUGAAUAUUCUGAGACAAACCAAUGAAUCUGGAACAUCAGUCACAAGGCCAGUGUUUGUAAAAAGGUCAAUGUGCUCUGCUUGGAGUUGAAGUGGGAAGCCGGCUGAUGACGACCGUAAAACUUUCAGAAAAAUGUUGCACCUUGGAAGUGGGACAAGUGGAAGGCCAGGGGCAAGCCCAGAGGUUGCAGUGAUGGAGAUGCUUGGGCUUGUUUGCCUCUUGAGCUGCAGUAUCAGAGGGGCAGGUAGACAAAGGCUGCAGACUCUGCAGACUUACAGUAUGUUUUGUGGCCACGGCUGGUCUGCGAGCGCUCGGUGAGACCAAAGAGGUCACAGCGGCCUCAAUCUUUGUUGUAAUUAGCGGUUCUUCUUCAGACUGCGUGAGUGCAAGUUUGGCUCACCUUCGAGUGGAGGUUAGCUGUUCUUGUUCAGACCUCGUGUAUCCUUCAUGUGGCUCUGAUCCCAGUGUUUUAGGAUGUUUUAGAUCCUCCUGGACUGAGCUUCCCACUCGUGGCGUGUCUGAGAUGAGGAAGAGCUGUAACUCGUGGUGUGGGUUGGCCCGGUUUGCCGAGUGAUCUCGUCUGGACAAGCUCACACAUUUCUGUUCAGCGUUGCAAGUCACACGCAAUCUGGACGCUGAAGUUGUGACCCCCCAUUUCAGAUUUGAGAUGAUUUGAGCAUUGAAAGCAAGACCAAAAUUGCUUGGUGAUCUCCGCAAAGUCGUUUUUUUGACUGGGCGGCGAAAAGCCAUGCCACAUUUGGAAGCCCAAAAGCGCCAGCUGGCUGCUACAUCUUCAAUCAUGCCAGGAACAAGCCUUUGGGCCCAAACUAAGAUGCACAUCAUCCACUGCUAGCAGGCUUCGGCCACCCCCGACCAAGGGUCAGGUGUUGUCAGCCGUAGGGGUGUGGCAGUUUCGGUGCGUUGUCCGCUGCGCCUGUGGGAGCCGAGAAUCAAUCAGCAGCGCAAGUUCAGGGUCAAUGUCUUGCAGGUGAAGCAUUGAAGAGAUAGCUCAUGCCAUGUGGCGAGCUUUCCGAACUGGAAGAUUCGGAAGGGCAGCUCCCGGUGCGCGUGGUGUGAAAGUUGAUGGUGAACUUCUCGUAUUGGACGACCAAGUGGUGGAGUGAUCCAAGGAUUAGAUGUGUAAUGAUGUGUAUGGGAAUGUCUCAGCGACAAAGUUUCUUUUUUCCUUCCUAUCUCAGAGGAUUCCCGUCAUUUUAAACAGAAGCGGCUGUGACCAAGUCGCAGAACCGGCGGCGUUGGGCUUCCACAUAGCGUGAAGAGACGAUACACAGUUUGGCUGCUAGUCCUGGGAAGAAGACCGCUGUUGUGCUCCGAGUGCAGCCGCACUUGAAGGCUCUGGGCACCCAGCGCAACCCAGGGUAGAAAUAUGUUACGAUCUGUAUUGUUCAUGUGACACUUCUCUCUUACCCCUACCUGCUGAACUCCUGGCCAGCGAAGUUCGGCUCCAUCCCUGUUGCACAGACAGGAGCUGAAGGCUUUAAACAAGCAGACAUAUCCUUGGACAAGCCAAAAGUUGAACGUGUUUGGAUUGACGCGCCCAACUUUGCAGUUAGGCAUUUGCCGUGUUAUUCUUCCAUGCUGAUCUCGUCUCACACAUGUCGCAAGCAGUUCCAAUACUCUUCUCUUACAGUAUCGCGAUGUAGAGUGACCUUUUCAGAAGAUUCUUAUUGUUUGUCUUUUGUUUGCGAGGUUAAUUGUGAAUCAAUUUCUCGCUGUAAUGCCAAGGAUGCGGGCCAGGAAGGAACCCCUGAUGAAUUUGCCCAGCUUUUGUUUCCACAACAUGCUUGCAGUAAGAAAGCAGAGCCUUAAGGUUGGUAGCGGUGGGCCGCAUCAUUUUCUGACAGUUCCUUGGAAUGUUUUUGUGCUUUGCUAAGAAAUGCUGCGGAAGUAGUGGCCUGGCAACAGCUCGAUUAUUUGACAGCUUGGCUGCCACUCCUGGGAAGAAGACCGCUGUUGUGCUCCGAGUGUAGCUGCGCUUGAAGGCUCAUGGCGCCCAGCGCAACCCAGCGUAGACAUGUGGUGCGAUCUGUAUUGUUCAUGUGAAACUUGUCUCUUAACCCUACUUGCUGAACUCCUGGCCAGCGAAGUUCGUCUUCAUCCCUGUUGCACAAAGAGGAGCUGAAGGCGUUAAACAACCGCAUAUCCCGUACUCUUGGAUAAACCAAAAGUUGAAGGGCUUUGGAUUGACAUGCGCAAUUUUUGCAAUUGGGCAUAUCUCCCUGUGUUAUUCUUCCACAUGUUGCAGGCAGUUGCCACAGGCUCUGGACAAAUCCUUCGGACUCCUCUGGACGGCAACUGGGCUUUAAAGCAGCACAGAGUUGGAGGAGGAACUUGAGAAACACCAGCUCUUGCACUGCCCUGUCAGCCUUCCGCUGGCCUUCCAACAGACCAACCAUGGUG